CAAUGUAUUUGUGGGUACCAUACCGUUUAGUGUGCCAUUUGAACGGAAUGGCGCUCAUGAAUCACGUCUGUUUGACGACUCGAUGGACAAUUCGAGUGAACCCUGUCAAGCAGAUGCCACAAUGAACGAUGCCCUGUCGCGGACAAACGCCUGGGUCAACCGGGCAGGUGUGGUCUUGGACCCUUCCCCCUCGUUUGGCGGUCAAGCACAGCCAGGGUCGUCCUUACAAGAAGACCACGCAGGCAGAGCGGAUGGAAGGGAGUUUGCCAUCUCCUCAGAGCUUGCCACGGCAAUUAUGCAAAUAGAUGCCGGUGCGGAUCAAGCCGAGCACCAGCAGGCAAAAGAACAGGCUCGCCUGGUGCAGCGGUUCCAUCAACUCAAGCAAUGGCAACACCAGCAGCAGGAACGGCUGAUGCGCCAGCAGCAGGAACAACUGCAGAUGCUGCGGCUGGAACAGCAGAGGGUGGAGCAGACGCUGGUGGCACAGCGGCAAAAGCAGUGGGGAGGUAUUCAACAAAUCCAGCAGUCACCACCUAGGAACCGCACCGGUCCCCAUCAGCAGCGGAGCCCUGCUGCUAGCAGACUCGGAUCGACCCUCCCCAAUGCCUUAGCUCAAGCCUCCGUGUCACUGAGCCAGAGUGCUGGCCCGCUGGCCCUGAAUCCGCUUCUGAGGAAUGUUGAGAAAGAGGCCCAGGACCAGGCAUUUUUGAGGAAAGACAUGGAUUUGGCUAGUGACUCUGCCAGCUCCGUUGCUGAGGAAGGGGUGUACCCACUGCCGGAGACGGCAUCAGAGAUGAGCUACGGUGUGAUUGAGGAGGAUGAGGAAGCCACGCCUGGCGACGGUCAAGAUGAGAUGGAGAGACGGGAGGAGGAAGAUGGGGUAGGGACGGACAACUCCCUGGAUGAGAGCUUGCAAGAUGCUGCUGUUCUCAAUCAGAAGAUGAAUGGAUCUAUCCUUCCGCACACUGCCCAGCUAUCAGGAGAUGACAGGCCGAUAGAGUCAGCUCUGGGCUCCAAGGCCAAGACGUUUGAGGAACUCCUAGAACUACAGCUGAAAAACGAUGCAGAAAAGUACCAAUCAGCUGAGAAUCCCCCACAGAAUACUUCAAAGGACAGCCCCAGACGCUCGUUCCUCCGCAAAGGGACUGGCACGGCCCGCUUCGGUGUCAUCUCCAAGAAACCUCCAAAGCCUCUUUCCCCAAGAAUCACCCAGAAGCCCCCCGCUGGUGGGGAACACAGGCCCAAACCAGGCAAAAUGCCCCCGGUAAUGUCCACUGAUGGUAUGAAGAAAAACAGCAUUGCGGGGGCAGGUCACAAGCCCAGCCCCGCUGCCAUGAACAAGCUGUCAUUAGUCAAAACAGAGAAUAAAAACACGAAAAAGGAGGAUGACAGAAGGAAACCUGAGAAGGGACAUAGAGGGAAGAAAGAGGAAGUUCCACAGAUGUCCCGUAAGGUGGCGUCCAAACCACCAGCAGCCACCAAACUCAGCCAAGAACCCCUUUCAAAGCAAAUUCUUCCCAUCAGCCAGCCACAGCAGUCGGUACCCAGCCUGGGCCUCCCUGUCCCACAGAAAGUGACAGCGGCCAUGGCCCCAAUAGUAGUAGUAGACCCAGUGGUCAUGUCUCAUGAUGACGAGUCUCGUGGCCAACAGUCAACUACAGAGGGCGCCCUUCCAGACGACACCAUUGAGAUGUCCUUUCAGAUGCGGAUGAAGGAGUGGGAAAUGAACGAGAAGGUUGAGCAGGAGGAGUUGGAUGAGUUUGAAAUCCUUGAGGAGGCAGCUGAUGACAAUGCAUCCUUCGCCAGCGAUGCCUCCGUAGUGGUCAACAUGAUGCAGCGGGCUAACGAACGUAAUCAGAGAACUGAUGGAUUAUCCACAAACACCUUACAAGUGCCGUCAAAAUAUGCACUAAUUCAAAAACAUGGACAACAGAAAUCCAAAAGUGCAGUCAGAACAGGGUCAUUGCAUCCUCAGACACAGGAUCAAUCACCUGAUCCAGCACACAGUGGACAUCAGAGUGAUGGCAGUGAAGAUGAAAGUUUUGUUGGGGAUCAAACAUUGACUGGAGACAAUGAAAAUAUUUCAAGCCCAGAGUCCAGUUUUCGGGGAGGCUCGAGAGAGCGAGGAGUAAACCGGCAGGAGGCUGGGAGCCCAACGGAGGAAGACUCUGAUGAGGCAUCCCAGGAAAAUGAUGUCUCACUAGCAUCUCAAAGAAGAGAAGCCCUCUUAGAUCACGGAAGGAAACCUCUUAAAGACUCUACUCUGAAAACGGAGGAGGGAUACCCCAUCAGAGAGAAGAUACCUAACCCUCCUAAUGCCAGAAUCAACAGGAGAAACUCUGAAGAAUAUGAGGAUGAUCAAAUGAGAGAUUCUGAAAACAAGACUGCUGAGGAUGAGGAGGAGAUAGGAGUUGUUUCGGAAGAAGAUGUGGAGAAGCCGAGCCGAGCCAUGAAGAGGAAAGCUGCAACCUCCUCUCACGCAGUGGACGUGGACUUUGACGAUGAUGAGAGCUGGGGUGAUUUUGGAGAUGCAGAGUCGGAGAGUUUUGACGAUAAUGAAGAUGAGGAAGAGGAGGUGGAGGGUGAUGAUGAAAGUGUCAUCCUAGCGGGAGCGCCUUCUGCAACAUCAACCCCUCCGCCAUUCAAGAAAGGCCACAAGUCUGUUCUUGACCGAAGAAAAGAAACAAGAGAAAUAAACCAACCGGAUGCAACGGCCUCUCCUCCAACAUCGUCACUGGUGUCCAAACUCUUCCCAAAGCUUAAGCCCACUCAGAAAACCAGCCAGCCCAGCCAAGAGAAGGUGAAAGCAACUCAGCUGCCUGCCAAAGCUCCUGAAACUACAACGGCCGAGGGGCUUCAGUCCAAACUUCUCAAAGAGAAACUUGUGGAGUUGGAGGCUGAAAUCUCAAAGUUCCGACGCGAGAACGCUGCCUUGGCCAAGCUCAGGGAGGAAAGAGAAAAGGGGCUUGCAGCUUUGGAUAAAGAAGUGGUUGAUUUUCAAAAGUUGAAAGCAGAGGAACUGAAAAGUCUACAAGAUUACAAGGAAGAAGAAAUGAAAAAGCUCAGGAAAGAGAAACGGACCUUUGAGAAGUACCAGAAAGCGACGAGGGCAAUGCCGGACAAGAAAGACAGGGACGAAAUUGAGCUUCUGAGGAAACAGUUGUCAGACCUGCAGGAGGAGAUGAGUCGCCGGGAGACACGAUGGACGGCAGCCUCCACGCGCCUGAGAGAUCGUACUGACGUUCUGGAGCAGGAGAAUGCAGAGCUGAGGGAAGAGGUCAGGCUGUUGGAACAGCAGCGUCUACAGGCCUGGAAGAGGGAGGAAGAAAAGGCGAAAUCAAAUCUUCCCAAACCCAAGCAGCAAGUUCCCAUCAUCAAUAAGCAAAAACUCCCUCCCCUGUCUCUCAUCACGGACCAGGAGCCACAGCCAAACCCCAAACACACCACGGAUGAAAAGAGGGAUGUCGUCCGAGAAAAGCCUAAGAUUAUACCAGCGACGACACGCCCACAGAUUUCUAACUCCAAACCUGAAAAUGCUGCUGUUGAAUCAAGAACUUUGGAAUCCAGUGAGGACGACACGCCACUUAUUUCACAGCCUCGUAAACCAUCCCAGAAAAAACGCUCCGUCAGGUUUGACGUCGACAGCAGCCCUCGAAAGCACCCUAGCACAGCAGCAGCAGCGGCAGCAGCGGCAGCAGCAACAGCAAUAACAACAGCAGCAGAUGAAUCGUUGGAUCUCUUCAGCCCAAGUAGGGAGGAAGGCGGCUAUGAAUAUGCAUCACCCAAGGACGGGACUCUGGGCUCCGGAGGGAGGGAGAUCAGAGAACAGAACAGGUCCAUGAAUAAUAACAAUGAUGAUAAUGAGGAGGAGAUACAUCACCCAGAUGGAAAGCUUGAAGAAAUUCGAGCUGAUGGCAGCCGGGUGAUCACUUACAACAACCAAACCCGUAAGGAGAUCAGUGCUGACGGCCAGUCAGUCAUUGUCACGUUCUUCAACGGCGACAUCAAACAGAUUAUGCCGGACCAAAGAGUGAUGUACUACUAUGCAGAGACACAGACGACACACACAACCUACCCUGAUGGUCUAGAAAUCAUACAAUUCAGCAACAAUCAAACUGAGAAACACUAUCCUAAUGGCACCAAGGAGAUCACGUUCCCUGACCAGACCAUCAAAUACCUGUUUCCCAACGGUAACGAAGAAAGUAUCUUCCCUGACGGAACGGUGCUCCGAGCUGAGAAGAAUGGCAACAGAACCAUGGAGUUCCCUAAUGGCCAGAGGGAGGUCCAUACUACCCAGUACAAGAGGAGAGAGUACCCCGAUGGGACAGUGAAGACAGUGUUUCCAGAUGGUCGACAGGAGACAAGGUAUUCCACAGGGAGGAUAAGGGUCAAAGACAAGGAAGGGAGGAUUAUCUUAGACAAGAAAUGAACAAGGGGAGAGACAUCGUGUGGGGAAGUUGAUCGGUUGUCCAUUCGAAAGCAGGGUUUUAUGGAGCAGACUUAAAAGAUGCAGGGCUUUUAAGAUAUGGACUUAACACUAAGUCCAGCUUCACUUGGGCUGCUUUAAAACUGAG
Patiria miniata (bat star) is the source of this 4574-nucleotide messenger RNA. Its product is annotated as centromere protein J-like. Gene Ontology annotation, molecular function: tubulin binding. Gene Ontology annotation, cellular component: centrosome; centriole; nucleus. The record is from RefSeq and is a predicted model, not a curated record. Lineage: Eukaryota; Metazoa; Echinodermata; Asteroidea; Valvatida; Asterinidae. The transcript has 21 exons. The coding region runs from base 83 to 4429 and encodes 1448 amino acids. Gene Ontology annotation, biological process: centriole elongation; cilium assembly.